UGCCGGAGCUUCCCAUUUUGGGAUCGCUCCGACUACGGGAAGCUUCACAGGUGCCAUCGCAAUGCAGAGUGCCGCGAGCGCCGCGGCCGCUGCAGUUCACCGUGCCUCGCAUGGACUUCGGUAGAGCUGCGGAUGUUGUUGGAGAAGAGGCCCUUGCUGCCGACAGAUGCCAAAGCUGCAGAUCUCUUUGCAGGAGUUAACUGAGGGGAUCCAGGCCCUGCGACUCUGCGAAACGGCCCACUUCGUGUCCACCAAGAUUGGCUUCCGGCUGUCGGGGCGAGAGACGCGGGAGCAAGGAUAUGAUGCAGUGGCACAUGAGGUACAUUGCAGGGCUCCUGGAAGCAAUUCUCCUUGAGAGGCCACAGAAUCCCUUCAGUUUCAUAGCAGACUUGGUCGCGUGCCAGGAGGUUGCCUCCACAAGCGUUGCUUUCGGUACGAUGUGGUCAGAAGUCUCGACAGGUUUUUCCGAGCCGGGCUUCGAUGGAAGAGCUCCUUACUGGACGGAAGAGGCUCGAGAUUGGCGAAGGCUCACUGGUGCAGGAUGGUGAAUGGAAGAAGGAAGACGAAGAGGAUGGCCUGAUGGAGCUUCACCUGAUGAGCCAUGUUGAACUCCAGGAGUUGACACCAGGAAGUCCAUGGAAGGCCGUCGCAGAGGAAGUCGCUGCGCAGAAAUGGAAACCAAGGCCCCUUGAACCACACUUUGGCAGAUGGGACAAGCCGACCGCGGCAGCCUGCACAGUUGAUGAAAGGAGACACUCAGGUGGUCUCGAGAUACUUCUCAGAAGUUCAUGCACCGCUCCUGGACAUCGUGCCUGCCGAGGAACGCCGUGCACCGAUCCAUGACAAGAAGAUUGACAUGAUGUUUUGUGGGCGACAAGCUGGGGCAGCCUUGCAAAAAGUCAGACAAGAGAUGAGAGCACUUUGACACAAAACAUAGCAGUGGCCACCGUGUAGAAACAGAGAGCUGUAAACAGCUCUAUCAUCCAAGACCGAGAAUCAUCAUGACUUGAUCUGCUGGUAUUGACGAAACAGAAAGCAUGCGAUUGGUCUUCGAGCUCUGUGCAUUGAGAUUGAAACAGAAUGAGAAAGGCAACAAAAAGAGAGUAC
Messenger RNA from Cladocopium goreaui, 1107 nucleotides. NCBI's taxonomy places the organism in Eukaryota, Dinophyceae, Suessiales, Symbiodiniaceae. The record is from the annotation of a GenBank genome assembly.